Messenger RNA from Passer montanus (Eurasian tree sparrow), 942 nucleotides. RefSeq names its product dynein light chain Tctex-type family member 5 (gene DYNLT5). Gene Ontology annotation, biological process: microtubule-based movement. Bases 1 to 519 code for a protein of 172 amino acids. Gene Ontology annotation, cellular component: cytoplasmic dynein complex; cytoplasm. The transcript is spliced from 3 exons. Gene Ontology annotation, molecular function: dynein intermediate chain binding. The record is from RefSeq and is a predicted model, not a curated record. NCBI's taxonomy places the organism in Eukaryota, Metazoa, Chordata, Aves, Passeriformes, Passeridae.
AUGGAGGCCGGGAACGGGAAUACGGAGGGAUGGAGGCGGGGAACGGGAAUACGGAGUGAUGGAGGCCGGGAAUACGGAGGGAUGGAGGCGGGGAACGGGAAUGCGGCGGGCGGGCCCCGCUGCCGGCGCCGCCUCCCCUCACAGCUGAGGGCAAUGGAGGGCCGUGAAUCCCCCGCCGAGCCCGGCUCGGGGCCUGCCCGGCGCUUCCCGGUGGCGGCGGUGGAGGCGAUCCUGAGGGAUGUGGUGGGGAGCGCCCUGAGGGAGCGGCGCUACGAGCCGGGGCCGUGCCGGGAGGCGGCCAAGGACAUCGCCGAGGCCGUUAAGGCGCGGGUCAAAGCGCUGGUGGUGCCCAGGUACAAGGUCGUGGUGGUGGCACACGUUGGGCAGCUGGGUGGGCAGAGCCUGCAGAUCAGCAGCAGGUGCCUCUGGGACCCCGACAGCGACACGUUCUCCUCCUAUGUGUUCAAGAACACCUCGCUGUUUGCUGUGGCAAAUGUCUAUGGUGUGUAUUUUGAAUAGGGAGGUAGUCGAGUUUAACAGCAGGAGAAAUUAAUAUUCAGCCUAACUCUUCCUGGCUCUGUUGUUGAAAAUAUCUGUGAAGGACCGAGGUGCUCUCACCUGUUUUGAAGUGUGAGCCUUUGGGUGAGUGGAAGAAGGGUCUUUCCCAGAGUUUUGUCUGGGAAGUGGCUUACUAUGACAUAGUUUGGCAGCUGAUUGCUGCUUGCAGAACUUGCUCUGUAGGGGAAAUAUUGUCAGAAUAUUGUCUGGAAGUAAUGUUUUCCCUGUUCUCCUCCAGAAGUAUUUGGAUUAGGGAAUAAACCAUGGGUUUUGCCUGCCCACUUUUGGGGCUGGUACUGAUGGUCCUAAGUCUCUCCUGGUGCACCCAUUUCCCACCAAAGUGGGGUCUGGCUCACCUUGCUCUGAAUCUGAAACCAGGCUUUU